This is a messenger RNA of Geodia barretti, 243 nucleotides long. The record is from the annotation of a GenBank genome assembly. NCBI's taxonomy places the organism in Eukaryota, Metazoa, Porifera, Demospongiae, Tetractinellida, Geodiidae.
GUCAUCCACCCAGCUCAGGUGCCAGUGGUUCAGGAAGCCUUCUCUCCCAGUGAGGAGAGGGUGGGUGGGCCUCUGGUAUCAUUUCUGCCUUCAACCCACUCUGGACAGGGGGCAUUUGUGUACGAAGGUCACAUGACAGACCGCUACUACUGCAGGCCCAGAACAUUGUUAGUCUCCAUGGCAACGUCCUUAACCAAUCUUCAAACAAGUAAUUCAUAUCACAUUUUGUGUGCAGAAAAGAGG